AACGUGCGCUUCCGAAUGCAGAUGAAGUAUCGGAAUACUGGCAUCGACAUGGCCACCGUCGUCAUCCGCCACGGAUAACCUUCUUUCGCUGUGGAAGAAAAGAUGUGCCCCGUAGAGAGAUCACUCCCUUCUUCUUUGUGAUACGGCGAACGUCGUGGCGUAAACGUUGCGCUUGCCGAGACAACUGGGUAAGCGCCGUCAAAGCGGGCCAGUGCGGCAGCCGUCCUUGUCGGUGCCUUGUCCCUCGGCCUUGUCGGUGACAAUCGGACCGGAACCCGGACGGAAGCGCUCUUUUGGCCCAGGAAGAAAACGGCGACGACAAGCUGCUUAUUCUUCUCUCCCGGGGGCGCCCACUCAACGACGCGGAACGUGGCCAGGAGGAGCACUGCUUUUCGCCUCCAGCGCCCGCAGGCAGCCGCUAGCCAACAAGCGGAAGUGCGCGCCCGCUUGCACGUGCGGCAGCCCCACACUUGUGCUCGCGUCUCGUGUGAAGAGCCUGCGGGAAGUUCUUGCCGAGUGUCCAGCGUCGCUUCUGGACAACGCUGCCACGGCCUGCUCUCGAACAUCGUAAUCUCCUCGCAGUGCAACGGGUGUGUCGUCCGCUGUUUAUCGAACGGUGUCUGGAAGGAAACGACCUGGUCUGAUGUUUCCCUGCGGAGGCGCACUUCGUUGACUCGUGACGACAGUGCACGAGGCGGAAACGUACGCGACACAGUUCUCUCCAUGACUACAGCGUCGUGAGGUGGUGUAGGGUCCGUGGCCCGGAGACCGAGGAGGCGUUGAAGCUGGGUUUCUUCUCUGGGCGACUGGCGGUGAGCAUGCCGUCGCGCCAGGAGCACCACAUCCUGACGCGCACCAGCUUCGGUGGCGGUGGCAGCGCGCACAGCGUGUGGGGCGGUGGCACGUACGGAUCGUACCAGGCGCUGGCCGCAGCCGCCGCGCCCCCGCCACCGUGGCAGCCGUCCGGCGGCUACCAGCACUGGGGCUACCACAACCAGUCGUUCCUCAAGUGGAGGACCUGGACGCAGCCCGCUGGCAACCCGUUUCUCAAAGGAUACGACCCCUCGCAGUUCAAGGUGGACCCGGAGCUGAUCUUCACGAAACAGGAGCGGAUCGGCAAGGGUUCGUUCGGCGAGGUGUUCAAGGGGCUGGACAACCGGACGCAGCAGGUGGUGGCCAUCAAGAUAAUCGACUUGGAGGAGGCCGAGGAUGAGAUCGAGGACAUCCAGCAGGAGAUAAUGGUGCUCUCUCAGUGCGACUCGCCGUACGUGACGCGCUAUUACGGCUCGUACCUGAAGGGCACGCGCCUCUGGAUCAUCAUGGAGUACCUGGGCGGCGGCUCGGCCCUGGACCUGAUGAAGGCGGGCCGCUUCGACGAGCUCCACAUCGCCGUCAUCCUGCGCGAGGUGCUCAAGGGGCUGGACUACCUGCACUGCGAGCGCAAGCUGCACCGCGACAUCAAGGCCGCCAACGUGCUGCUCUCCGAGAUGGGCGACGUCAAGCUGGCCGACUUCGGCGUCGCCGGACAGCUGACCAACACGACGAGCAAGCGGAACACGUUUGUGGGCACGCCCUUCUGGAUGGCGCCCGAGGUCAUCAAGCAGUCGGCAUACGACUCCAAGGCUGACAUCUGGAGUCUGGGCAUUACUGCUAUUGAGCUGGCAAAGGGAGAGCCUCCAAACUCUGACCUGCAUCCGAUGCGUGUCCUGUUCCUGAUUCCCAAGAACAACCCUCCGCAGCUGACGGGAAACUACAGCAAGCAGUUCAAGGAGUUUGUCGAAGCGUGCCUCAACAAGGAUCCAGAGAAUCGACCAACUGCGAAAGAGCUGCUGAGGUUUCCGUUCAUCCGCAAGGCAAAGAAAACUUCCUAUCUAAUGGACCUCAUAGAGAAGUACAAGCGAUGGAAAGCUGCUGGUGGUGGCCAAAGUGACAGCGACUCAGAGGCGUCUGAUUCGGAUGAGUCCAAAAUGAACGACACGUGGAAGAGCUUACGCUGGGACCUGGGCACAGUCAAGGCGCCUCCUGGGACACUGGACCUGCGUGGCUCCGCUCCUGACAACUACCGGCCCAAAAGCGGGCGCCUCAAUGGCGAGAGCUCACCAACAACAGUUGGCAUGCUGCCUUCGGCGGAUGUUAUCUACAGUCGCACACCUGAGCCAAAACUGGCCUCGUCACCUACUCGUCCUUCAAGCAUGGCUCCCAUGCCGCCGUCAUCUUCACCUUACCGGUCGUCGUACAACCGUGACCAGGGUGAUGUAUCCCCAGAUGGGGACAGCUCGCCUCCGCUGGCCAGCAGCCCCAGCAAGGAGCUGCGCAACCAUGCGGUGUCGCCCGAGCCCACUUCCCACAGUCGAAGCAGCAACAGCAGCAGUGGGGGCAUCGGUGGCAGGGACUCCUCGUCGUCUCUGGGCAGCUUGCAGUCACCACCAGCAUCGCCCACCAAGUCAGCAUCGCCCGCAUCUCCACGCGUUGGUGAUGCAGGUGGAAGCAGUGCCAUCGAGCCUCUCCUGGAUGAGGCUCAGAGGAGGCAUAAGAACAGUCACCGCAACUCUGGCGGAGAACUGACCGAGGCAGUUGAAGAACUGAGGGAUGCAUUUGAGCGUGCUGAGCGAGCUUGCCCAGGCAUCUGCGAUGUCUUUCUCUGUGAAAUGCUGCACCGACUUGCGCCUGGCCUGAGCCUCCACCGGAUACAGGAUGCCCUUCAGCGGCUAAGGGAAAGUGCAUAAUAAUUUCUCAACACCGGCCAGCCAUAACAAGGGUAUCCACGAAUCGUAGCGGCCACUACUUGCCACAGCAGUUUUGCGGGUUCCCUCCAACAAGCAGCGGUGUUUGAAACAGCAGUAACCGUUUGCACAUAUGCACAGCACAUGCAACACCGGUGCUCAAUGCCAACCAGCCUGCAGCGCUGCUCGCUUCCUCAGAAUGCAAGGCAGCCUGUUCAGUUUCCGUGGGAGUGAUGCAGGUGUGUCUGGAACUGGUGUACGCCCAAGGAAAAAGCAGCCAGCCAAUGAACUGACAAGUGGAUAAUGGGGUUGCUUUGUACAAGCCAAUGUGAAACAGCUGCCUCUAUACACCUGGGGCAGAAUUCUAGCAACGAGAAGCCUGUUCCAAGCUUAAAAAGCUACACACUUGGGUGCAAGUGAUUGAAGCGAAGUUGGAAAAUGCACGACAGGCUCCUGUUGCCAUUGUCAUUGGGGACAGCAGCCCUCAGUCAUGCCCUAUUGUGUUGUUUUUUUCCUGUGCAGUGGUGGCUGAAUUUGGUGUAGCGAUGCCGCAGGGACUGUUGUCUUCACUACAGUUACAUUGCACAUGCUAGUGCCACCGUUGGCGUCUUUGAUCGCAUGCGAGAGAAAAAAAGGAAGAGCUAGUAGUGCAUCUCUGUUGAUGAGAGAUUGCACACUUGGGGAUGAGCCAAGCUUUGAUAUCAUGGCAAGGCAGGACUUGUUCCCCUUUGCUGCACCUUUUGAUAGGGCACUUAGCUCUCCCCUUGCCAGUGGCUCUGGCUUGUCUAGUGUCUCCAUGUGGCAAGAAAGCCCCUUGUUUCUGUUAUUUAUGUACAUCAACCAGACAGUAGAGUGCGUUAUCUGCCAGGGUCCUCAGUGAAGCAGUUUGUUGCCAAGCAAGCGAAAGAUGUCGUUUUAGUCGGUAAAAAAAGAGAAAUUGGAAUUACCACCAGUCUGGAUACUGUCUUCUUCCUUGCCACUUUUGAAGAUUUCAGUUGGACUAUCCAGCAUCAACAAGUGCUGCUUGUGUGCCAGUGAUGUGGUGGAGUAGAUCAAGCAAGUGCAAAGCAGAAGAUGAAUUCGUCACGCAAAGCGCACACCCGUGCUUUUCUUCCGGUGCACAUGGACUUGUCAACACAUCUCGGUGACCUCGUGUGUGAUUUUUGUGUGAGAGCCACCCUGUGUUGUUAUGUGUGAGUCUUCCUUUCCAGCUGAAGCUAUAUAUUGUUUUCAGUGCUCUUUGACAUCCCACUUCAUUUUGUUAUUUCUUUCCUUAAGCCACCUUAGAGAAGUGCUAACUUUUCAGUUCUGGGCACUUAUGCACCGUGGUGCUGCUAGCCCCACUUGUGAAUUUUUUUGUUUGUUUUUUUGUUGCUGCCUCACGAGUAAUGAGCACACCCUUUCACUAAAGUGUACUUAAUAAUGGCUGAGGAGAACAGGUGUGGAGUAUGGGAUGCAAGACUGUAAAGUCGUAAGGAGCUUAAGGCGUCGCUAUCUCAUUCUCUGCCUACCCCAGUUUCUUUCAAUCGAAUGAUUGAAGUUAAUCCUCUCCACAGCAGCACGCAGUUGUCAUCCAGCCACACUACACUGCUUGUGUAAAAGGCAACAUUUUCUGCCUUUCACAAGCUGCUGUGGCCUGUUUGUGCUCUUGAUGCCUAGCUCAGCACAAACCAGCUAUUCAAACUUCAACAGCAAUCCAAGUUGACUCGUCUUGUCUCGUGACGUAAACUUCUCGCAGUGACAUAUCAUACUUGUUGAAGGCAGUCAUGAGGCUCUAGUUGUUUGUACAGCAUUAAGGGGAAAAAAAUAAAGUAAAUAAAAAUAUUUUUUUGUAAGCAUGGAGCAAGCAGUGAAAAAAGACACCCAACUGCUGUGUUAACAUCCAAGGUUGUACAGUUUUCAUGUGCCUCCCACCUUGUUCCUUUUGUCCUUGUUCUGCUGGCUCUUGCCUUGUGCACAUGUGCUCCUCUAUGGAGAACUGUGUGGAACCAACCGCAUAUGCAGGGCACUGCCUUGUGAGUGCCGCACUGGUUCAUAAUCUACUUAGUAGUGAUGCAGAGUUACAGAGGCUUUAGUUUUAAAUUAUGGCGUAGUGUGGAUUGCAAAUGUGCGAGUACAGGUGAUGUUUUAUUUUGUACUGCUAAUCAUGGGACCAGCUGUGUCGAAAUCAUUUGCAGCUAAUAAAUACAACAGGAAAAAUUAAUACAAGGGCUGACUGUUGUCACCUUUUGCUGCUUGAUUGAGUCAACCAGAGCACUAAGGAUGUUGGGAACAUAUAGUUUUGUUUCACGUUUUUUCCACUCUUGGCUGUACUUUCAGCCAGUAAUAAGGAGGUGAACCACUGAAAACACUUAGUGUUCACUUGAUGCAGUUAAAUCCAUUAAGUUGACCUACAACCACAAUUAGUGAACAUGAUAUGGACGUACAUAUUCCUUGUAAUCCAUAUAAAGUGACAGCUGUGAUUAAAGUCGUCAAUACAUGACUGCAGGCCAUGCUGCUUGCAACUUUGCAUCACUACUGCAAUGUACACGCCAGUGUUUACCUCUCGCCACAGUGACGAGACGGUUUCAGAAGUCGAGUUGGAAAUAUCUUUCACUGUUAAAUUGUGCAAGUAAGACUAAUUUAAAGCUCUUUAUUAAACUGCUUACUUGAGCACCUUGACAUGUGCUGAAUCGUAUUGUUUAGGAUUCCUGUUCAUACCUGUUGACCAUAAGCGGGCACGUCCAGCGUUGUCUUAUAUCUUAGUAUUCAAGACGAGGAUUACCCUCUUGAUACAUGUACCUUCACUCAGAGUACCUAGAGUCUAGAGAGCCUCCUAUUUUUACUUCACAUGAAAAGGAGAGGGGGAGUUGCAGUAAUUUUCAUAUACUGCGUAGAGUAAAGAUAUGAAAGAUUGCUAUUCUGCAAAAAGUAUUUUUGAUUUCUGAGUAACUGGGGCCAGAAUAAAGAAAAUUAUUUAGUGUAAAAAAAAAAAUAGUGGAGGCAGGAGUGAAAAGGGGGCAGUUUCAACUUCCAAAGAAAAAGCAAAAACCAAGGACUUACCUUGUGCCAGUCUAUUAUGUGCUUGUUUCAUAUUCAAUCACAUGACAUGUUGGUGGCUGCAUUUGCAGCCUAUAAGUGAGUCGUAGGGCUACAUGGUUGGAGUUGGAAAUGAGCCAUUCACUGUUAUAUUGGAGCACAGGUAGACAGACACUUCCCUUCCCUGGUGCAUUGUUGCUGCAUGCAAAAACUUGUUCCUGCCUCCUGCACAAUGAGCUUGGCUUUUGUUCCUUGAGUAUAGGUCAAGUGUGUUGUGAUUGGCCCUCCCUGCCACCUUUAGACUUGUCGAAGGUGUAAAUUAGGUUUUUUGAUGCUCUGCUGCUGCAAGAACAGACCUGUACGUAGAGACAGAGGCAAGAAAAAAAAAAGGGAGUUUCUAUUUUUUGUUCUUUCCCUGCCGAGCUCUCUUUACAGUGCACUGUCUACAGGAAGAUGUAAAUACAAAGUGUGACAUAUUGAAUGACAAUAAAUUUUUCAGAAACAGCC
This is a messenger RNA of Rhipicephalus microplus (southern cattle tick), 6248 nucleotides long. It is a transcript of the gene GckIII, whose product is annotated as Germinal centre kinase III. The record is from RefSeq and is a predicted model, not a curated record. Gene Ontology annotation, molecular function: protein serine/threonine kinase activity; ATP binding. Gene Ontology annotation, cellular component: cytoplasm. Lineage: Eukaryota; Metazoa; Arthropoda; Arachnida; Ixodida; Ixodidae. Gene Ontology annotation, biological process: protein phosphorylation.